CUCACUUUGAGGCAAAUCGUGAGAGUGAUGUAAUGAUGAUAGCAGCAUUCUGUCACCGUAAUACAUAUUAUGUGUGAAAUGAAAUCUUCUCUAGUUCUUACUGUGCACAAUAUAUAAAUGAGACACAUUCAACCUUUGUAUUGAUUGUUCAGAAUAUAUUCCCCUUGAGCAUCUUCUAGCAUCUUUGCUAUAUCUACGCACUAACAACAAAAAACGAAUAUCAAUAUCUUUCCACCCUCUUAACAUCCUAAACGCCAAACCAAAUACAAGAAAAAUGCCUAGCUCUGCAGGAACCAAGGUCACUUCUGACCCCGAGCGCUUCGAGAACCCCACUCUGGAGAAGCCUGGAACUGUUGUUUCAGACUCUCUUGCUGGCGAGAGCGUCCGCGGCGGCGGCUCUUUUGCCUCGAACCCUUCUGCGAACCCGUCCGGCGUGAAUGCCGCAUCCACCACCGCCAACACCACUGAUACCUCUGCCGCGACGAAGCUUGAUGCUGCGCCCUCCGCCGGGUCUCGCCAGACUCAAAGUGGCUCGCAGCAGACAUCUCAGUCAAAGGGUCCCCAGAACGUGGGAACUGCCCCUUCGUCCAUAGCGGUUGAUUUUGCUACUGGCGAGACUAAGCCCAAGGGAGUGAACUUGAGAGAGGGUGGCUUUGACAGCGAUUCGAAGUAUAACGCCAGUUUCACCUCCGAUAUUGGCGGUAAGAAUGAUCCUGGUAGACUGGCUGAAGCCAAGUUCCAGCGUGCCGCCGCCGAGAGUGGCCCUGAUGCUGCUGGCGGACCGCGCCAGAAGGGCGUCAGUGGCGAUGGCCAGUAUGACGCUCUGAACUCCGACCAGGCUGCAUAAUUUCUAUGUAUUUUUAUAUUUUCUUUUUUUUACGAUGUUUACGCAGCGGGUUUCGCUUUCUGCUUUCUGUUUUGAUUAUUUAGAAACGGGGCAUUGUAGAUAAUCAUGAAAAGCAUAAUGCACAGAUCAGUUG
Xylona heveae TC161 is the source of this 980-nucleotide messenger RNA. RefSeq lists its product as hypothetical. The transcript has 2 exons. Bases 275 to 847 code for a protein of 190 amino acids. NCBI's taxonomy places the organism in Eukaryota, Fungi, Ascomycota, Xylonomycetes, Xylonales, Xylonaceae. The record is from RefSeq and is a predicted model, not a curated record.